Messenger RNA from Arvicola amphibius (Eurasian water vole), 2649 nucleotides. It is a transcript of the gene Tmppe, whose product is annotated as transmembrane protein with metallophosphoesterase domain. Gene Ontology annotation, molecular function: hydrolase activity. Lineage: Eukaryota; Metazoa; Chordata; Mammalia; Rodentia; Cricetidae. Bases 195 to 1538 code for a protein of 447 amino acids. The record is from RefSeq and is a predicted model, not a curated record. The transcript is spliced from 2 exons.
GGCGCGCGUGGGUUCCGCUGCGGCUGUGUCCUGCGCGCGGACUUGCUUCCCCGUUUGUGCAACGCGAUCGAGGGCUAGGUUGAGGCGGAGCUGAUCUGGAAGUCUCUCAUUGGCCACUGUCCUUUCUAAAGAAGUCACUUGCCUUCCAGAGUCCACCUGCCUGAGCUGCUGGGGACUCUUCGUGAGCCGAGAGAAUGGCCCUCUUCAGGCAGCUGUCCCUGGGUUCCAAGGCUGCCCUGGCGGCAGCCACUGUCUUCAUGUCCAUGAUCCUCUCCCGCUCCUUUCUGGCUGAGGCCCUUGAACUGCAGGCCUGGCGCUGGCUGUUCCGCCUGCAGCUGGCCCUGUUUGUCAACUCGCUCAUGCUCAUUGGUUCCUUGUACAUCUGGCGGAGCACCGUAAGCAACCUCAGCCAUUCCCCUGCCAUGGAAUCGACCUGUUUCCAGCUUUGGAAGCUGGUUGUCCUGGCAUUCCUGGCCCUGGCCCAUUCCAGUUUCUUCACCAUGCUCUUCUUGGUGGCCGAGGAACCUUACGUGUUUUCCUUAGCAGCCUACUCCUGCCUGGGUGCGUACAUCAUCAUGGUUUUCUUCCUUUGUAUCUUGAACGCCAUGGAGCAGGCCUACCAGUUCUUAGCCUGGCGCAGCGGUAGGGUGGUGGGCAGCCUUGACAAGACAAGGCACCUGGUGCUUAGGCCUGCCCUGGCCGUGGCAGUGACAGCUGUGCUCAGUACCGUUGGCCUUCUGAACGCUGCCCAGCCCCCAGUGGUGAAAACCGUGGAGGUGCCCAUCCAUCAGCUACCCCCCUCUUUGAAUAACCUCAAGAUAGUGCUCCUUUCGGACAUUCACUUGGGGCCCACAGUGGGCAGGACCAAGAUGGAGAUGUUUGUGAGGAUGGUGAACACGCUAGAGCCAGACAUCACAGUGAUCGUGGGGGACCUCUCUGAUUCGGAAGCCUCCGUCCUGCAGACAGCAGUUGCUCCUUUGGGCCAGCUCCGUUCCCGUCUUGGCACCUACUUCGUCACAGGUAACCACGAGUACUACACUUCAGAUGUCAGCAACUGGUUCACCCUGCUGGAAUCCUUGCAUGUUCGGCCUCUGCAUAAUGAGAACGUGAAGAUUUCCGCCCCCAGGGACCAGGACGGCCGUGGGGCCGACACGGAGUGGGUCUGCUUGGCGGGCGUGGAUGACAUAGAAGCAGACAUCCUUCACUACUCGGGCCAUGGCAUGGACCUUGACAAGGCUCUGGAGGGCUGCAGCCCAGAUGGUGCCACCAUCUUGCUGGCUCACCAGCCUCUGGCUGCCAAGAGGGCCCUCCAGGCACGGCCAGAUAUAAACUUGAUCCUUUCCGGACACACUCACGCCGGGCAGAUCUUCCCCUGGAAUGUUGCAGCCUAUCUCCUGAACCCUUUCUUUGCUGGUCUCUACCAAGUGGGCCAGGCUACAUUUGUGUACGUCAGUCCGGGCACAGCCUACUAUGGGAUACCCAUGAGGUUGGGGAGCAGGGCAGAAAUCACAGAACUCAUCCUGUGGCGGGCUCCCUAAGCCUGCCCCAGCGGCCCUGCCCUGCCUUGUCCUUGCUCAGCACCUUCAUCCAUCUCCUGCUCCGGCCCUGCCCAGCACAGCACCCUUUGGCCCCAGCCUGCUGGGUUCAGCAAUUUGCAGUGGAGCUGCCUGGCAAGUUCAGGCUGGUUGAACUCUUCAGAAAAUCCAUUGCUUUUUGGUAGUUCACCUGUGAGUCCACUCACUUGGCCACGUAAAUGCGAACACGCGUUUGUUUUUCAACUGCGGUAGAGAAGGGCCCUUGUGCAGACGGUGGCGUGGUGGGAAAGGACACCUCUUGCUCAGACCCAGGGAGGAGCAAGAACGCUUGUCUCCUGCGGGUUUAACCCUGGUUAGGACUUGGGUGGGUUCUGAAGUUUCUUGGUCUAGAGACAGUUGGUUUGGGCAGGGACCAGGUUGAGGUCAGGUGACCUUCCCUCUGCUUGCCAGAGGAGGGUAACCCUUCCCUCCUCUGUGCACCAAGUUCACCUUUGUUGACAUCAGCAGAAUCACCAGAGCACAGGGCCCUUCCUGUCUGGACCUUGAGGGGUUCUGAUUGCUUGGCUUGGUGGCUGGAGAAGAAGUCUUGGGAGUCGUGGUGGGUGAUGACUCCGCGGUCUCUUGAGAUCUCCGCGGCUCUGAACCCUGCUUCUGUGUCCUCUUGGAUGCAGAAACCAAGGAUAAUAAGGACAGGCUGCUUCUGUGUUCAGGGUGAGGAAGGGACACGGGAUGUGAUAGGGUGUGUUUGAAGGCUGGGAGUGUGACGCGGUACCAGAGCGCUUGUCUAGUUGGAACUCAAAUGUGCCCGGCUUUGAGUUACAAAACAAAACUAUAUGUAAGGUAGAGAGAGAGAGAGUACGUGUGUGUGCGCGCACGCAUGUGCAUACAUACAUGCGAAGAGGGAGAUAAGUCCUUCUAAAAGUUCAUUUUAUGGCCCGAUGGUUAAGAAGCUUUAUUGGUCAUGGUGAAUGCAGGAUUCUAAGCACAGAUAAACAUUAAACAAGACCCUAGAGCCCAUGUUCCCCUCGGUGGUUUGUGAGUUUGAGGCUGGCUUCAGUUCAUUCAUAGCUAGAUGGGGGGAGGCCAUCUGUUGAAUGAGUCAGGAGAUUGGAAC